GAUAAUGUUAAUGAAAAUAACAUUGUACUGAAUAGUGGUAAUGAAUUAUCUUCAACUAUUAAAAUUAUAAACUCAUUGAAAGAAAAUACUGUUGAAUCGUCUAAUAUGGAAUCAAAUUUUGAAAACGGCAAAAUCCAAUCACACAAUUCUAUUGAAAGCAAUGUGGACUUUAAUAACUUAGGUAUUUCUGAUGAUUUUUCUUUGGAUUUAAAUUGUGAAUUUCCGACUGAUCGUGGAAAGUUUCCUGACAUUAUUAAAAAUUCCAAUUUAAAAAGACAAAUAAUUUCGUUUGGUCCUUGUAAACCAAAUAUAAAAUUUCCGCUUAGUACCAGCAAAGACAGCAUAAACCGAAAAUUUUCUGUCGAAUAUUAUUUUACUACAAAUUUGUCCGGCCAAAAAAUACCUCGAGGCUGGCUCUGUUAUUCUAUUAUACUUGACAAAGUAUAUUGUGAAUCGUGUUGGUUGUUUGCGGAUAGAAAACAUUCUUAUUUCAAAUCAAAUUGGAUAAACGGAAUUGACGAUUGGCAACAUUUAACACUGAAAAUUAAUAAACACGAAUCAUCUAUUCAGCAUAUUGAAGCUGUUAAAUUACGUACAAUUUGGACAAAAAAUUUAACAAUAGAUCAAUCAAUAGAAAUUUUAAUAUCUAAAGAAGCUCAGAAAUGGAGGGAUAUUUUAACUCGUUUGAUAAAAAUAAUUUUAUUUUUAACAGGUGGAAACACUGCCCUUCGAGGCAAUGAAAGAAAAUUGUCUGAAACUAAUCCAUCUGAAGGAAAUUUUAUUCGGGCUGUUAGACUUCUUGCUGAGUUUGAUCCUGUGUUAAAUAGCUUACUACUCACUGAACAAUCACGAGUUAAAUAUUUGAGUUGGAAAAUUCAAAACGAAUUAAUUGAAAUAUUAGCUACUAACUUGCAACAGUUGAUAUGUGAAGAAAUCAGAUCAGCUCAAUGUUUCUCUAUCAUAAUUGAUUCUACGCAAGAUAUAACCAAGAUUGACCAAGUCAGUUUUAUUUUUCGGUACACAAUUGUUGAUUAUAAAGAAUCUAAGUUAGAAAUCAAAGAAUCAUUUUUAGGAUUUUACCCCUUAGAUAAACAUGAUGCUGAAGGACAUGUUAAUUUAAUUAAAGCAGUUUUAAAUACUCACAACUUGGAUAUUAGUAAAUGCAGGGGCCAAGGUUAUGAUGGUGCCUCUGUAAUGAGUGGUUGUUUCUCAGGUGUUCAAAAAAGAAUUUCAGACAUAAUUCCUAAUGCGUCAUUUGUUCAUUGUGCUGCUCACAAUUUAAAUCUUGUGUUAUCAGAUAUGGCAAAAAGCACACCAAAAAUGUUAAAUUUUUUUAACAUUGUUCAAGAUUUAUUUUUAUUUUUUAGCAGCAGUGCUCCUAGAUGGGCAACUUUGGCCUUAGGUGAUGAUAUUGCAAAAAUUGUAUUAAAAAAAGUGUGUACCACCCGAUGGGAGUCGAGACAUAAUGCAGUUUUUGCCCUGAAGUUUCGAUACAAAGAUGUAUUAAAAUCAUUAACAAGUAUAAUUUUAACUAGUGAUAAAAAAGAAGAAAAGAAUAGAGCUAAAGGUCUGAAAAAAAAGCUUGAAUCUUUUGAAUUUGUAUUAAUUCUUUUUAUAUGGGAACAAAUUUUAAGACCGUUUUAUUUAGUUUCCAAGAAAAUGCAAUCAAUUGAAACAAAUCUUCAUAUUGCAUGUGAAUAUUUACAAUCGGCUAUUACAUCCAUUAACAAUCUAAGAGAUAAUUACGAGUGUCUUGUUAAUUCAGCCACAGACUUGUGUAACAGUUGGGGCAUACCAGUCAAUAACAUUAAAAAACGAAAAGUAUUUUCUAAAACAUUUUUCGGUGAUUUAGAUGGAGAUAAACGAUAUGAUAUAGCACAAGAUAAUCUCAAAGUUAAAGUAUUUUUACCUGUCAUUGAUACAGCUUUAGUACAACUUAAAUAUCGUUUUCUAGGCUUACAAGAAGUUGUUGAUAAGUUUAACUUUUUACAACCACAAAAUAUGUUACAAUUCAGUGAAGAAAAUCUUGUUAAGGCAACAUAUGACUUUAUUAUAUUUUAUGAAAAAGAUAUAAGUUCAGAUUUUACAAGACAAGUAUUAUCAAUAAAAGAAAUAUUAACUGAAUCACUCUCAAAAAUCAAAACUAUUAAAGAACUAGCAAAAUGUAUUUUAGAAAAUGAUUUAGGAUCUCUGUACAAAGAUGUUUUAACGGCUUGUGUAAUUUUUACAUCAUUACCUGUCACAGUAGCAUCAGCAGAGCGUUCUUUUUCCAAGCUCAAAAUUAUAAAAAAUUAUUUGAGGAACUCUAUGGCACAAGAAAGACUUACAAAUAUCAGUAUACUAAAUAUUGAACGUAACAGAACUCAAGAUUUGAAUAUAAAUCAAGUAAUUGACAAUUUCGCCAACAAAAAAGCUCGAAAAAAGAACUUUUUAAAAUAAUAAUAUUUUAUUAACUUGUAAUUUAAAAUUAAUA
Messenger RNA from Myzus persicae (green peach aphid), 2473 nucleotides. RefSeq names its product zinc finger MYM-type protein 1-like. Gene Ontology annotation, molecular function: protein dimerization activity. NCBI's taxonomy places the organism in Eukaryota, Metazoa, Arthropoda, Insecta, Hemiptera, Aphididae. The record is from RefSeq and is a predicted model, not a curated record. Bases 106 to 2439 code for a protein of 777 amino acids. The transcript has 4 exons.